This is a messenger RNA of Propithecus coquereli (Coquerel's sifaka), 1375 nucleotides long. RefSeq names its product zinc finger protein 575 (gene ZNF575). The coding region runs from base 521 to 1258 and encodes 245 amino acids. NCBI's taxonomy places the organism in Eukaryota, Metazoa, Chordata, Mammalia, Primates, Indriidae. The transcript has 5 exons. Gene Ontology annotation, cellular component: nucleus. The record is from RefSeq and is a predicted model, not a curated record.
AACUUGCCUGCCUGGCUCACCCAGCGUCUCUUUCGUUUCCAUCUUCCCCUUCCGCAGCCCUGGCUCGCCGCGACUGAGCAUGCGUACUGACGCCCCCUCCGGCCCGGCGUGGGAGGAAGAGAUGGAAAUAAGGCUGGGCCGAGCAGCUCGCGCGCGCUCCCUGUCCUCCCCUCCCCUCCCCUCCUCCGCCGCCGGGCGCGCGCCGGGCGGUGCAGGUCUGCCGGGUCCGAGAACAGCUCAGCGGCGGCGGUAGCGGUGGCCGUGGCUGCGACCGCGGCGGGAGGGGCCCGGAGCCCCGCCCCCGGGGAGGAGCCGUCCUGCAGGUCUCCUCUCUGUCCUCCACAGCCCCAACUCCACACCGGGAUGAAAUUUAGCGGCGAGAAGGACGCAGUUGACGAGGCGUCAGUGGACUGAGACUAAACCAAAACCCCGGGCCCUGCAUCCCUAUCCCCACCAGCUUGGUAAUAACCGGCGUCAUCCCCCGCCCCAUUCCCUGUCCCUAGGUUCCUGUGCCAGCAAGAUGCUGGAGAGGGGCGCGGAGCCCGCAGCCAGGACCACCGAUCCUAGUCCCACUGGCAAGGAACCGGUGACCAAAGGAGUUCCCCACCAGGGCCCACCGCAGAAGCCCAGCCAGUCGGCUCCAGGGCCCAUCGCGUCAGGGGGCGCCCCUUCCCGGCCCCGCCGGCGGCCCCCGCCCCAGCGCCCGCACCGCUGCCCCGACUGUGACAAGGCCUUCUCGUACCCGUCCAAGCUGGCCACGCACCGGCUGGCACACGGCGGCGCCCGGCCCCACCCGUGCCCCGACUGCCCCAAGGCCUUCUCCUACCCCUCCAAGCUGGCAGCCCACCGCCUCACGCACAGCGGCGCCCGCCCGCACCCGUGCCCACACUGCCCGAAGGCCUUUGGCCACCGCUCCAAGCUGGCGGCUCACCUCUGGACCCACGCGCCCACCCGCCCCUACCCGUGCCCCGACUGCCCCAAGUCCUUCUGCUACCCUUCCAAGCUGGCGGCCCACCGCCACACGCACCACGCCACGGACGCCCGCCCCUACCCUUGCCCGCACUGCCCUAAGGCUUUCUCAUUUCCCUCCAAGCUGGCCGCCCAUCGCUUAUGUCACGACCCCCCAACAGCGCCGGGCAGCCAGGCCACGGCCCGGCACCAGUGCUCCAGCUGCGGCCAGGCCUUUGGGCAGAGACGCCUCCUGCUCCUGCAUCAACGCAGCCACCACCAGGCGGAGGGCCAGGGGGAGAGAGAGUGAGCUGUCCCGUUGGCUCACUAGCCCCCUCUGUCGCCAGCCUUGGUCAACAACGAGGUGGGAUUUCUAAGCCCGGCUACACCAGCUUGCCUGUUCCAGACAGCUGGCAAAGAGAAACUG